CGUGUCAAUAUCUUAAUAUCCAGUAUCCACUUUUGCAAACUGUGUAAUACCAUCACGUCUGCGUGGAUGACUUUACCCACUCUCUCAGCGACUUGUGAUUGCCUCCAUGAGUGCUAAAUAUUAACAUCCUCUUCAUCGUGGAUGUGAUUGUAUUCCUGCUCCCAAUCCAUCAACAUCAAGACUCGCAGACUCUCAACUUCCAGUCCUGCUAGGAAGUUCAUUUGACCAGUAUGAAUAUCUUCAGGUUAUCAGCUGAUUUUUCUCAUUUAAUAUCCAUCUUCAUCCUUUUGCAUAAGAUGAAGUCUUCUAGUAGCUGCUCUGGUUUAUCUUUCAAAUCACAAGUUUUGUAUCUGCUGGUCUUUCUCACACGCUAUCUUGAUUUAUUCUGGACUUUCACCGACUCCUUAUACAACACCACCUUUAAAGUCCUGUUCAUCUGCUCAUCCGCUUACAUUAUCUACCUAAUGCUCAACGAUUACAAACCUACCCGAGAUCCCAAUUUGGACACAUUUAAAGUCCAAUACCUUCUAGGGAUCAGUGCUAUCUUGGCCGUCCUAUUUCCACAUGAUUACAGCGUUUCGGAGAUACUCUGGACCUUUUCCAUAUGGCUUGAAUCCGUCGCUAUCCUUCCACAGCUUUUUAUGCUCCAGCGCACCGGAGAAGCAGAUACUAUCACCACACAUUACCUCUUUGCCCUGGGACUCUACCGCGCUCUUUAUAUACCUAAUUGGAUUUACCGUUACUUCGCAGAGAACCGCUUCCAGCCGAUACCCGUCGUUGCAGGUAUAGUCCAGACACUCCUGUAUUCGGACUUUUUCUACAUCUAUUACACAAAGUGAGGUAAUGAAAGGGAAAAAAUUCUCCCUCCCCGUCUAAGUUGCGACAGGACAGUUCAGGCGGUUGGUGAUCUAGCCGAUACAGAAGGGUAGAAGCAAGAUUUUCCCCCUGAUUCCGAUGAAUGAAUCAGUUCAUAUUACUCUGAACAGAUCAUGUGUGCCCUACAUCAUCCUGUAUGUCUGUCAUUAGAAGCCCUUUGAAAGCAUAAGCGUGUUAGAUAUGUAUUGUAUACAUCAUUUUACAAG
Messenger RNA from Aspergillus novofumigatus IBT 16806, 1082 nucleotides. RefSeq names its product ER lumen protein retaining receptor. The transcript is spliced from 6 exons. Gene Ontology annotation, cellular component: membrane; endoplasmic reticulum; cis-Golgi network. The record is from RefSeq and is a predicted model, not a curated record. Gene Ontology annotation, biological process: endoplasmic reticulum to Golgi vesicle-mediated transport; protein retention in ER lumen. The coding region runs from base 231 to 839 and encodes 202 amino acids. NCBI's taxonomy places the organism in Eukaryota, Fungi, Ascomycota, Eurotiomycetes, Eurotiales, Aspergillaceae. Gene Ontology annotation, molecular function: ER lumen protein retrieval receptor activity.